Molecule: messenger RNA, 684 nt
Organism: Punctularia strigosozonata HHB-11173 SS5
Lineage: Eukaryota; Fungi; Basidiomycota; Agaricomycetes; Corticiales; Punctulariaceae
Exons: 4
Coding region: 1-684 (227 amino acids)
Source: RefSeq, a predicted model, not a curated record
AUGAGCCAGAAUCCUCCUCUGCCUCAGGAAUGGGGCGGCGAAUCGGCGUAUGAAACUGAAGAUGACGAUGCAGAAGGCGCUGACAGCGAUAGCGACUCGGAGACUGGUGAAAUGGCUGACUGGGACGAAGAACAGACUCUUGUAGCAAUGCUUCAACAACCGUCUCCACGGAGGGACGAUGAUGCAGACCUUGCCGCGCUCUCUGAUCGACUCAAGUCCCCGAUGUCCGCUCAAGGCGACUUAUUGAAGGAACAAAUCCUCUCCAGUCUGGUGCCUGCGGUUCGAAAUAGCAAAACAUCGCGCGCCAGACUUGAUAAGGAGGUGGACGUGUCUUUUGCCGACGGUGUUUCAGUGUUCAACGAUGUAUGCAAAGAGAUGGAGCUCCUGGCUAUGCAAGACGAGGACUCGCUCAAGACCGCCUACCGGGAGACCCAGUUGAAAACGAAGCAGCUCUUUAUGAAGCUUCGUGAAGCCUACACUCACCGAGAUCGUUUAUGGGACAAGCUCCACCAAGACGUCGAUAAAUGCGCCGCUCGAGCAGAAUCUGCGUUGAACAGCAUACCUGGAGAACUGGAGCAAACGGUAACACGACUGGUGGCAAAGUGCAAAGAUCUUGAAAAAGAUCAAGGCAACUCGGUGCAGGCCAAGGAGAGAACCCUCAAGAAUUUGCUCAAGGGUCUAUAG